Papaver somniferum (opium poppy) is the source of this 1309-nucleotide messenger RNA. Its product is annotated as BRO1 domain-containing protein BROX-like. The record is from RefSeq and is a predicted model, not a curated record. The transcript is spliced from 6 exons. NCBI's taxonomy places the organism in Eukaryota, Viridiplantae, Streptophyta, Magnoliopsida, Ranunculales, Papaveraceae. The annotation marks the transcript as partial.
CUUCACCGUUUUUUUGUUCUUCUUUUUAUUUAGUUAGAAAGACUUAUUGUUUUGAUUAAGGAUUUUGAGGAAAAAAUUUGUAACGAUGAUGCUACACUUCAGCAAUCCUGCAAAAUUGAAAACCAAAAGGAUUAUAUUUGAAGAAAUCUACGGUGCGGGUGAUCCGUCCACUCUAAUGGAGUUGAAAGAAUUAAGUGCUAGGCGCAGAGCAAUCGAGGAGUCCAUUAAUGAGACCAGUGUUACUGCAAAGGCCACUGCAAGAGAAAUAGCUGGAGGAUUGACUUCUAGGCUUGAACAAGACCUGCUGAAGCUGGAAUUGUAUCUGCCAUUGUUGGAAAACUUAAUAUUCCAUGCUACCUCGUCUGGAAAUGGUGGUUCUGGUGUGGAACUGAAGAUAAGUUGGUCUAGUGCUUUAAGUCCCACUCGCUUCAUUGGUGGUUGCAAGUUCCUUCACAAUGAUGAGUUGUGUUUUGAGCUUGGGAUGGCUCUUUUCCUUUAUGGUGCAAUCUUGAGAGAGAGAGCCCAAGAAGUUUUAUUGAGAUGAGAUCUAGCACAAUCUGGCGAUCUCUACAGGAAAGCAGCCGGUGUUUACCAUCAUCUGUUUCAGCAGGUACUCCCUAGUUUAAAACCUGCAGUAGGUCCGGAAAGGCCACCACCAGAGACCAACCCUUCCCUUUCCAAUGUUAUGAACCUCAUUUGCUUGGCCGAGGCACAGGGUGCAGCUCUUAGAAAAGCCGUGGAGAAGGGGAUGAGUGUAGGACUUUUAUCAAAGCUUGAUUGUGGAAUCAAAGAGCUACUUGAUCAGGCUUAUAGUAUUUUAAAUUCAUUUAACGGGAAAUGCGAAAUAAUUUCAGCGAAGCUUGAGGAGUUUAUAUGCUUCUCAAGAUCUUUGCAUGAGUUAAGGAGCAAAAGGUACUUGGCUGAUAGUAUGAAGAAUGGUUUGAAGAAAGGGAAUGUAGGCUUAGCGAUUGGUGUUCUUCGUAUAGCGCUAGAAAAUAUAAAAGGAAAAACUCCAAAAAAAGAAUCAUGGCAGUUGGUGUUCAAGAAGGAAAUUAAGAUUGUUCACGAGAUAUUAAGGAAGCUUGAGCAAGAGAAUGGCUUUGUGUAUCAUGAAAGGGUACCCAUUGAUGUUGACCAAUUUCCCUCACCUGAAAGUAGGAUAAUAGUUAAAGCGGCACCAUAUGAUCCUAAGAGCGUCCACAGUGGUGCGAGUAUAACCAAAGACCAAAGACUAAAAAAAAAGACCAAAUUUGGGUUUAGUCCGUCAUGUGGCGUAGUGGGAAAAGUAGUGGGAAAAGAGUAUAUUUGG